Komagataella phaffii GS115 is the source of this 777-nucleotide messenger RNA. RefSeq lists its product as hypothetical. The record is from RefSeq and is a predicted model, not a curated record. The coding region runs from base 1 to 777 and encodes 258 amino acids. NCBI's taxonomy places the organism in Eukaryota, Fungi, Ascomycota, Pichiomycetes, Pichiales, Pichiaceae. The transcript has a single exon.
AUGUCAGGAAUAAAUUUGCAGAUUAACGAUGAAUUUAAGGCCUAUCAUCUCCCCUUUUUAUGGAGUUAUCAUACGGGUCUCUUUGAUGCCAAUGGUAUCAAAAUCAAUUUCAGCAAGGAAGCUCCAGUGGAGAAUUCAAAGACAAUUGGUUUUGAAUUCAACAAUUUAUUGAGUUCUCAAAUAACCCUGUUGGAAGGGGUAAACUUAGAGCUCCUUUACCUUGAUAACUUAAAUUUAUCUGAAAAAUUAACUAUAGGUGCUCCUAUUGUUGGUGGGCUGGACACUAAUCAAUUUACGGCGUUAUUGGCAGACAAAUUCAAUAAUUUUGAGCUCUUGAUUUUGGACACUCAAACACUUGUCGAAGGCAUGUAUUCUAAACAACUAGAUGCCAUUGUGGGGUUUGACCUCCUUCACAAAAUUCAGCUUGAAGAUCAUGGCAUGCGACUUAAGAGUUCUAACAUUGUAAGAACAAGGUUGUUAGAUUCCAAAGUUGACUUGGUCUGUGGGCUGAGAAAUAUCACUGACGAUGAAGCUGAAAAGAUUAAACUCUGCUUGACUUGCGCAAUUGAACAAAUAUUAUCAGACCCGUUAGAUACACUUGGAGAUAUUAGCACGCUUGUACCGGAACUUGAUUUCGACUUUCAACUAAGAAUUCUAGAAAGAAGUUUUCCCUACUUUGUGAAAUCAAAAAUGAAACACUCUGCAGUCAUUGACUACCAACAAUUCAAAUCAUUCCAAGAUGAAGCAGGUGGAUUUCACCGCAUAUGUAUUGAAUAA